Molecule: messenger RNA, 3303 nt
Organism: Emys orbicularis (European pond turtle)
Lineage: Eukaryota; Metazoa; Chordata; Testudines; Emydidae
Gene: SEL1L3
Product: SEL1L family member 3
Exons: 24
Coding region: 1-3303 (1100 amino acids)
Molecular function (GO): protein binding
Source: RefSeq, a predicted model, not a curated record
AUGUGGUGCUCAGCGGAGCCCCGGCCCGUGCCCCACGGGGGCCUCCUCCUGCUCUGGCUGCUGAGUUUUGUGCCAUCGUUUGGAAGGGAGACACUCCUGACGACACCUGUUAUCCCACAGUCUGACCAAAGCAUAGCUUCUGAAGAUUUUAUUCAUUUAAACAUUUUAGAAAAAAGAGUUCUUAAUGAUUCUGAGGUCUCAGUUCAGUAUUUAUGUUCUAAGCCUUGCACUGUCACUUUGGAAGCAGUAGCUUCAUCGGAGUUCAGAACUGGUGUGUUAGUGUAUAAGAAGAGGUGGAAGAACGAGAAGCAGCUUCAUAUAAGUAGAACUCAAACAGUGCAUUUGAAAUUUCCAAACAUCAUGGUUUACAGAGAUGAUUAUUUCAUCAGACGCUCUAUAAUAGUGCCUACUGUGAUACUAUAUGCAUGGAUCAAUCACAAACCUGUUGGGAGCUAUGAUGCCAAGCGGGAUGAAAGCUACCUACAGGCAGUUGCCAAGAAUUAUACUUUGUUGGAAACAGUUCCACCUUGUGAGCGGCCAUACAAAGAUCACAAAGUAUGUUUUAAGUGGAGCUCUGAGCAUAUGUGGAGGCUCCAGGCAAACAGGAUACCUCAGUGCCCGCAUGAGACUGAUGCUGUUGAGAUCCUCAGUUUUCCAUAUGCAUCAAGCGGAGAGAAGACAGGAAUUGUGAAGAAGUUCAAGAGAUUUCACAACAGAGAGCUUGAGACAAUCAGGCAGCAUCAGAUCGAUUACCCAAAGUUCACUAUUUCAGUUUGGCUUUAUUUACUCCAUCACUGCGAAAAGAAUCUGUGUGGAAUAUUCUACUUUAUUGACCCAGGAGAAAUGUAUAGUACCCCUGCUGUAUUUCUAAAUGAAGAAGGUUAUGUUCAUAUACAGAUGCGCCUUGUCAAAGGAGAAGACCUCGCAGUGAAAACUAGCUUCAGCCUUCCUUUGAAACAGUGGUUUCGACUAGAUCUCUCUUUUAAUGGAGGACAGAUAGAAAUAACCAUUGUUGGGAAGAAUCUGAAAAGGCACCGGCAUCAAUCUUUUAAUUUUAGGGAAGAUUUCUAUUAUGAUGACAUGGCUGGAUACUUUGUUCUUGGAGGCAGUGGGUACGCACCUGGCAUUGAAGGGUUCUUUGGACCUGUGAAAUACCACCGUCUUAAUAUUCUGGAAUCAAAACAGAUUUCUAAUCGUCUUUAUGACAAAGAAAUUAUGGAACAGAUUGAACUCUACUAUGAGAGAUGUGCAGACAUCCAAGAAAUAGUAUCUGGGUAUGGACACCUUGUAAAGCAAGGCCAAGCGGUGCAAAAAGAUUGUAUCCGUGAAAACUAUUAUUCAGAGCUGAACUACAAAUAUGGGGCCAAGACCAAGUGUGAUACCUUUAUCUGGGGCAAAGAGCUAAGGGAGAAAUACCACAGCUUGUUCAGUCUGCUGCGAGAGAUGGAUUUCAGUCCAUCUGAUGUGUCAGAAGACCAAAACAAUACAGUUUUAGAAGUUGGCCGGAGGAUAUUUGAGAAGGUUGCAAAAAAUCUUUCCAGGGCUGAUGGUCUACACUACUUGAGCUCCUCGAUCCCUUUUCUGAUGGAUUCCAGCUGCUGUGGAUACCACAAAGCUUCCUUUUUCCUUGCAGUUAUUUUUGAAACGGGACUAGCUGUGCCCGUAGACCCUUUGCAGGGGCUGCUAUACAGUUUGGUUGGUGCUCAGAGUAGUGAGAGACUUGCUGUGAUGAAUCUUGGGUAUAAACAUUACCAAGGCAUUAACAAUUAUCCACUAGACUUGGAGUUAUCAUAUGCUUAUUACAACGAUAUUGCACUAAAGACAUCUCUUGAUCAACAUUCUACAAAAGGAGAUCAGGCAUUUGUAGAAACUAUAAGGCUAAGGGAUGAUGAAUUAUUAAAAGCCCAAACUAAAGAAAAUGGUGAUGUCUUUAUGUGGUUAAAAUAUGAAGCAACAAGAGGAAAUGCAGCUGCACAGCAACGAUUGGCACAGAUGCUCUUCUGGGGCCAGCAAGGGGUGGCAAAAAAUCCGGAAGCAGCAAUAGAGUGGUACUCAAAGGGUGCACUGGAAACUGAAGAUCCAAUAUUAAUAUAUGAUUACGCCAUCGUUUUAUUCAAGGGUCAUGGUGUGAAAAAGAACACAAGACUUGCUUUAGAACUGAUGAAAAAAGCAGCAUCCAAGGGAUUACAUCAGGCAAUGAAUGGUUUGGGAUGGUAUUACCAUAAUUUUAAAAGAGACUACAUAAAAGCAGCAAAAUACUGGUUGAAAGCUGAAGAAAUGGGCAAUCCAGAUGCAUCCUAUAACCUGGGUGCUCUGCAUUUAGAUGGGAUUUACCCAGGAGUGCCUGGCAGAAAUCGAACACUAGCUGCUGAGUACUUCUAUAAAGCUGCCCAAGGUGGACACGUAGAAGGGACCAUACGAUGUUCUCUGUAUUACAUCACAGGAAAUAUGGAAAACUUUGCUAGAGAUCCAGAAAAAGCUGUAAUCUGGGCAAAACAUAUUGCAGAAAAAAAUGGCUACUUGGGACGUGUAAUCAGAAAAGCUCUCGAUGCCUAUUUGGAAUUGUCCUGGCAUGAAGCUCUGCUGUAUUAUGUUUUAGCAGCAGAGGCUGGGAUUGAAGUGUCACAGACAAACUUAGCACAUAUCUGUGAAGAGAGACCAGAACUAGCAAGACGAUACUUAGCUACUAAUUGUGUUUGGCGAUACUAUAAUUUCUCCAUAUCUCAAAUCAAUGCGCCCUCAUUUGCUUACUUGAAGAUGGGAGACUUCUAUUACUAUGGUUACCAGAACCACUCUAAAGACUUUGAGCAGUCAGUGCAGAUGUAUGCACAAGCUGCAUUCGAGGGAGAUUCACAGGGACUCUUUAAUUUGGCCCUUCUCGUGGAAGAGGGUAAUUCCAUUCCUUCCUACAUUUUAGAUCACUUAGAGAUCAACAGGACUCUGCAGUCUAGUAAUAUUUCCAUCCUUCAGGAGCUUUAUCAAAGGUGCUGGAGUCAUAGCAAUCAAGAAUUAAUUAAUCCAUGCUCAUUAGCUUUGCUUUAUUUUUACUUAAGAGUUUUCUGGAAUAACAUUUUGCAUUCUACUCUGAUCUACUUCAUGGGAACCUUUCUUGUGUCAAUAUUGGUUGCAUUUGCAGUACAAUAUUUUCAGUCUCUGUCUGCCAAUGAUUCUCAGGCACCAAGGCCAGAACAAUCUCCAGAUGUACAUUCUUCCACUGAAAACACCAGUGACACUAGAUCAACAGAACAAGAGGAAUCUACUCUUACAAACAAUUUAGCUCAGCAUCCCCAUCUGAUCAGCUGA